Molecule: messenger RNA, 927 nt
Organism: Hemicordylus capensis (graceful crag lizard)
Lineage: Eukaryota; Metazoa; Chordata; Lepidosauria; Squamata; Cordylidae
Product: olfactory receptor 5V1-like
Exons: 1
Coding region: 1-927 (308 amino acids)
Biological process (GO): G protein-coupled receptor signaling pathway
Cellular component (GO): membrane
Molecular function (GO): olfactory receptor activity; G protein-coupled receptor activity
Source: RefSeq, a predicted model, not a curated record
AUGGAAGCACAGAACCAAACUCACUUGACUGAGUUCAUCAUUAUGGGCUUUAAGAAUCUGCAGGAUGUGCAUCUUUUGCUCUUCAGUGGGUUCUUCAUUACUUAUCUAUUCACCGUGCUAUGGAAUACCUUCAUCAUCAUAAUGACUAUGGUGAACCAGAGGCUCAGAACCCCUAUGUAUUUCUUCCUUGGAAACCUCUCCUUUCUUGACAUCUGCUACACUACCACCACUAUUCCCCAAAUGUUGGCUCACCUUCUCUCAGAGAGAUGCAGUAUCUCCUACAUAGGCUGUUUGCUUCAGGUAUAUUUUUUCUUUUCCUUUGUGGGCACUGAAUGUCUCCUUCUGGCAGUGAUGGCCUUUGACCGUUAUGUGGCCAUAUGCAACCCUCUACGCUAUACACUGAUUAUUGGAAAAGACAUUUGUCUCCAGCUAUCCACAGCUUGCUGGGCUGGUGGCUUCCUCAACUCUGUGGUGCACACUACAUUUGCCUUUCAGCUACCUUUCUGUGGGGACAACCGCAUAGAUGCUUUCUACUGUGACAUCCCUCCAUUGCUGAAACUGUCAUGUGGAGACACUUCCCUCAACCAAAUUCUGUUGCUAUCUAUUGGCCUAUUCAUAGCUUGGACCCCAUUAGUUUGUAUCCUUCUUUCAUACACUUGCAUCAUUUCAACUGUGAUGAAGAUACGCUCCUCUGAAGGAAGACAAAAGGCUUUUUCCACCUGCUCCUCUCAUCUGACGGUGGUCCUUCUGUACUACGGCAGCUCUAUUUUCACCUACUUGAGUUCAAAUAGUGGUCAUUCCUCAGAUCAUGCCAGGCUAAUUCCAGUGAUAUAUAGUGUCUUAACACCACUUUUAAAUCCUAUUAUAUAUACAGUGCGCAACAAAGAUGUGAAGAACGCUUGGAGAAGCAUGAUUAGAAAAAUAUGA